AGGAAAAAAGGGAAUAAGUUUUCCCUUCAUUUUUAAUAAAAAAUCAAAUUAAAGUUUUAAAUUAUUAUUUUUUCACUUUUAACCAUAUAAAAAAACCACUGUCGCUUUCGUAAAUUCGCCCAAACGCGGCCCAAUUUUUGUGCGUCUCUCGCUUUUUUUUCUGAUGCAAGCAAUAGAGAUGGCGGAAACACAGCGGCGAACACAUAAUCCAUGGAUGAGUUCAGAGCAAUCCUCGAGAGUUGAAAUCAACGGUCACGAUUUGUCGGUCAUGGAACCGACGAUAACGGACAUACUUGAGACUGAACUCGGUGAGCCUCAGGAUCAGGAUGAUAACGGUCCUACCAAUUCGAAUCUAGGGAUUGGAGAACGAGCUUUCUCUGCUGCUGGUGCUGCCGUUUUGUCCGCCAUCAUCGUUAAUCCGCUCGAUGUUGUCAAGACAAGGUUGCAAGCUCAGGCUGCCGGAGUACCUUACUCACAUCCGUUAAGUAAUCUAAUUGGUCGAAUGGCGUAUUUCGGACCAAAUACGAUGUUUGCUGAUUUAAGAUGUUCACCAUCUUGCACCCGUGCUGGAGUCCAUGGAACUGUAUCAAUUUGUCCUCCUGAUUGUUUUCAGUACAAAGGAACAUUAGAUGUCUUCAACAAGAUUAUACGCCAGGAGGGGUUUUCUAGGUUGUGGAGAGGAACUAAUGCAGGUCUUGCUUUGGCUGUCCCGACAGUGGGAAUCUAUUUACCUUGCUACGACAUAUUCCGCAACUGGAUGGAGGGGCUUGCAGCACAAUAUAUGCCUAGUGCAACACCAUAUGCCCCUUUGUUUGCUGGCUCUUUGGCAAGGUCACUAGCUUGUGCGACAUGUUACCCUAUUGAACUUGCUAGAACUCGCAUGCAGGCAUUUAAAGACACUCAGAUCGGAAAGAAGCCUCCUGGAGUUUUUAAUACCCUUCUAGGAGUUGUCUCUGAUGUCAAGGGCAGAAACCCUCAGAGCAGUUUGCAAGGGUAUCGUGUCUUAUGGACAGGCAUGGGAGCACAGCUUGCUCGCGAUGUUCCUUUCUCAGGAAUUUGUUGGUCAACCCUAGAGCCUAUCAGGAGAAAACUUCUGGGUUUGGUGGGUGAAGAAUCCAAUGUCGCUACUGUCCUUGGGGCAAAUUUUUCUGCUGGGUUUUUUGCUGGAAGCCUUGCUGCUGCUGCUACCUGUCCUCUAGAUGUUGCUAAAACUCGAAGGCAGAUAGAGAAGGACCCUGUGAGGGCAUUGCGAAUGACAACGCGACAGACACUGAUGGAAGUUUGGAGGGAUGGAGGGAUGAAGGGGCUUUUUACGGGAGUGGGUCCUCGAGUAGGCCGUGCCGGCCCUUCAGUUGGGAUCGUGGUUUCAUUUUAUGAAGUAGUGAAGUAUGUUCUACAUAACCAUUACGCAAGUUCAUGACCCACAAGAGCCAGCUGAUCCCAGUUUUCUGGUCUACUAAGAAUUUUGCUUCAUUAAGGACUUGAAAAUUUUGAUUGGAUAAAGGAUGCAAGUAGCAGCAGGAAUAUAUGCUCUGAUAAUAUGCAAAGUUUUGGUGGUGUAGAUUCCUUUGUGUAGGUCUUCGGACGUUUUUAACUUUCUAAAUGUGGAAUAUACAAGCAUACACCAUAGAUUGUCGGUAAUAACAAAGCGGGUUCAUCGCUGUAAAUCCUUAAUCUAGGUCUCCAAAGCUCACAAAGUUAGCACGUUAUUUUUUUCAUUUCUUACACAAUUUUGUUUUGUCGUGUUACUUUUGUUUCUCAAGGCUCAAAGUCGAGCGGAAAUUUUGAUUCUUAGAUUUUAUUUUAUUUUUUGCUGAGGUGGUCUCAGUUCAAUACAUUUCCCCCCUUGAAGAAAUAAGGGGACUAAUUUUAUUUUUUUUAUUUUAGUUCA
Gossypium raimondii (Peruvian cotton) is the source of this 1891-nucleotide messenger RNA. Its product is annotated as mitochondrial carrier protein MTM1. The transcript has 11 exons. Gene Ontology annotation, biological process: mitochondrial transmembrane transport. NCBI's taxonomy places the organism in Eukaryota, Viridiplantae, Streptophyta, Magnoliopsida, Malvales, Malvaceae. The record is from RefSeq and is a predicted model, not a curated record. The coding region runs from base 164 to 1420 and encodes 418 amino acids.